Messenger RNA from Neoarius graeffei (lesser salmon catfish), 5968 nucleotides. RefSeq names its product teashirt zinc finger homeobox 3b (gene tshz3b). The coding region runs from base 998 to 4381 and encodes 1127 amino acids. Gene Ontology annotation, cellular component: nucleus. The transcript has 4 exons. Gene Ontology annotation, molecular function: DNA-binding transcription factor activity, RNA polymerase II-specific; DNA binding. The record is from RefSeq and is a predicted model, not a curated record. NCBI's taxonomy places the organism in Eukaryota, Metazoa, Chordata, Actinopteri, Siluriformes, Ariidae. Gene Ontology annotation, biological process: regulation of transcription by RNA polymerase II.
UCCUCCUCCUCCUCUUCCCGAUUACAGCCAGAGACAUCCAAUCAAACGCCGAUCUCAUCGAUCCGUGCCCGCUCACCGCGGAUUUUGGAGGCGCGCGGACAAAAUUAAGCAAGCAGGCAUCGGCGCGGGAGGGCGACAAGUCCGUCCGUCUCUUCCUUCAUUCGAAUACUCUGUUUUGCUUGUUGUAUAAAGAGAUAAAGAUGAUGGACGUUUAAAGGUGCCAAGGUUGAAAGGUUUGAAGGCGCUGGGAGUCGUGGAGUCUUUGGGAUUUUUUUUUUUUUUUUGGGCAGAAUGGCACCGACGGCGCACUGAGACUCUCAGACUCUCAGACUCUCAGACACUGAUCCUAACCCUAACCCUAAGCGCUUUUGCUUUGAACCCCAGGAUCGGAUUCCUCAUGGAUAACGCGGCUGAGCAGGGGAGUGAGUACCCUCGCCUGUUGCGGCUGCCAGCGCGGACUGACUGAGUGACUGAGUGAGUGAGGGAGUGAGUGAGGGAGUGAGAAUCACAGCAGCGAGCCUGGAAGCGGCUUUUUCCCUUCUUCCCUCUCACACCGACCGACCGACCGCCCGACCGACCGCUGCUCGGAACAGAGAGGAGGAGAACGCAAGGAGAUCGCCUUUUUCAGCUUCCCCUGCUUCUGAUCUGCACCUUUUUCUUCAUCGGGUCUUGUUUUGGGCUCUGAAAGCCUCAUGCCAGCCUGGUGAAAGGGUGAAAGGGUGAAAAGGCGCCGCGUGAAGAAGGAGGAGAGGAGGAGAGGAGAGCAGCUCCGGAUUCCAACUCUGCAGAAAGAGCCUUACACACACACACACACACACACACACUCUCUCUCUCUCUCUCUCUCUCUCUCUCACACACACACACACACACACACCACCAUGCCGAGGAGGAAACAGCAGGCGCCCCGGCGCUCGGCAGGCACAUUCAUCAAUGGCUCUAAUGGUCAAUCAGAAGUUGGCAGACAUAUGUUCCCGAGGAGCUAAAAGAAGCUGCCUUAAUGGAUGAGGAUGUAGAGGGAGAUGAUUCAGCGGUCGAGGAGGAGCCUACCGUUAAAUACAUGUGCCAAGACAAGGACUUCCUUCUCAAAGACCGGCCAGGCUUCCACGACUCUCCGACUGCAGACCUCUCCAGCCAUGAAAUGGACAGCGAGUCACACCUCAGCGAGACCAGUGACAGGAUGUCAGACUUUGAGAGUGCCUCAGUGAAGAAUGAUGAGGAUAGCACUGCCAAGGAGCCACUUACACCACUCAGUUCAACUAUGCCCAUGAAGAUGACAGCUGUGGCCCCACCCAGCAGUGAGGAAACGCCCACUACAGGCCCAGACAGCCUUGAACAGAUGAAGGCCAUUUACACCAGCUUUUUGACCAAUUCUUACUGGUCAUCGCUGAAUAUGACACAGCCUCCACCUGAAAAACCCCCACGCAGCCACAGCAGUAGCAGCAGCAGUAGUAGCAGCAGCAGUAGCUGUGGUAGUGGGGGCUAUGACUGGCACCAAUCAGCUGUUGCCAAAACCUUGCAGCAAGUUUCACAGAACCAGAACAGAAUACUACACCAAGCUUCUGAGCCUAACCUCUUUAGCACUGUGCAGCUGUACCGGCAAAGCACCAAACUCUAUGGCUCCAUAUUUACAGGUGCCAGCAAGUUCCGCUGCAAAGACUGCAGUGCUGCCUAUGAUACGUUAGUUGAGCUUACGGUGCACAUGAAUGAAACAGGCCAUUACCGAGAUGAUAACCAUGAAACAGACAGUGAGGGCACUAAGCGCUGGUCCAAGCCACGCAAACGUUCCCUGCUGGAGAUGGAAGGCAAGGAGGAUGCUCAGAAAGUACUCAAAUGCAUGUACUGUGGCCACUCCUUUGAGUCACUACAGGAUCUAAGUGUCCAUAUGAUCAAGACAAAACACUAUCAAAAAGUGCCUCUCAAGGAGCCUGUGACACCUGUGGCAGCCAAGAUCAUCUCCUCUGCUCGGAAAAGAGCCCCCAUUGAGCUGGAUCUGCCCAGCUCACCAGACUCUAAUGGAGGAACACCCAAACCCUCUCUCGCAGACACCAGUGACCUCUUGCAGAAGACAGCAAAUCCCUACAUCACUCCUAAUAAUCGUUAUGGUCAUCAGAAUGGUGCUAGCUAUGCAUGGCAGUUUGAAUCUCGAAAAUCACAGAUUCUGAAAUGCAUGGAAUGUGGAAGCUCCCAUGAUACCCUGCAGGAGCUAACAGCUCACAUGAUGGUCACUGGACACUUUAUUAAGGUUACAAACUCUGCCAUCAAGAAAGGCAAGCCUAUUAUGGAGGUGCCAACCAACCCUCCCCCUAACACCAUGUCCUCUAGUGAGGAAAAGGUACAGUCGGUGCCACUGGCUGCUACAGCUUUUUCCCCACCUCCUCCUGCACCCCCUCCACCCAGCAUAUCCCCUGCCAUAACUGCUAAGGAAAUUAAAAAAGAGGAAAAGGAAGAAGAGUGCACAAAGGAAACCACCAAUAGCAGCAAAGAGAGGAAAGCAACAGACGACGAAGCGGAGGAGAAGUUUGACAUUUCUUCCAAGUAUCCAUAUCUGACUGAAGAAGACCUGGAAGAAAGCCCUAAAGGUGGGAUUGACAUUCUCAAAUCACUGGAAAACACAGUUACGUCUGCCAUCAACAAAGCACAGAAUGGCACACCCAGCUGGGGAGGAUAUCCCAGCAUCCAUGCUGCUUAUCAACUCCCAAACAUCAUGAAACUUUCCUUGCGCAACUCAGGAAAGAGCUCCCCACUGAAGUACAUGUUCUCGGGUGAAGAGAUCCUAUCCCCAACCAAAAAUCAACCUCUUAUCUCUCCUCCAAGCUGUCAGACCUCACCUCUACCCAAAAAUAACUUUCACGCCAUGGAGGAACUUGUCAAGAAAGUAACGGAAAAAGUGGCCAAAGUGGAGGAGAAAAUGAGGGAUACAACUUCACGAGCUUCCCCUCUAAGGCGAACCACACCCUCUCCUUGCAGUAGUGAAGCUGGGGAGUCUGCCAGAGGGGAUUCACCCAAAGAAAGCAGAGUAGUCAAAACCCCAGAGACCAAUGGGACAGUAAACGCUCACAAGGACUCCAAUGGUGAGACCCUCACAAAAGAGCCAUUAGAAAAUGGCACUGACCAUGCUGUUAAAUCUCCAGUCUCAUCUCUGUGCAGCAAUACUGCAAUUAUUACAGACCAUCCCCCAGAACAGCCAUUUGUCAACCCCUUAAGUGCGCUUCAGUCUGUCAUGAAUGUCCACCUAGGUAAAGCUGCUAAACCUGCCCUUCCAUCUCUGGACCCUAUGAGCAUGCUCUUCAAGAUGAGCAACAGUCUGGCAGAAAAGGCAGCUGUUGCUGCCUCCACUCCAGCUCAGACCAAAAAGACAAAUGAGCAUCUUGACCGCUACUUCUACCACAUCAACAAUGACCAGCCCAUUGACCUGACUAAAGGCAAAAGUGAUAAGAGCAGCUCCCUGGGAUCAGCUGUGUUGUCCUCUUCCACUUCAACUCCUUCCUCAGUGUCACCUUCUUCAACCAUUACUAUGGCCAAGGCAUCAUCUGCCGUGGCUUCAUUCAUGUCUAAUUCACCUUUGCGCGAAAAUGCGCUGUCUGACAUUUCUGAUAUGCUUCGCAAUUUAACAGAAAGCCAUAUCUCCAAAUCUUCCACCCCGACCAGUCUGUCUGAGCGAUCAGAUGUAGAUGGUGCUACACAUGAGGACUCUGAAGACAUGUCACCAGCACAGAAGCGCAAAGGUCGGCAGUCCAAUUGGAACCCCCAGCAUCUGCUUAUCCUGCAAGCACAGUUUGCCUCCAGCUUGAGACAAACGAAUGAUGGCAAGUAUAUUAUGUCUGACCUCAGCCCACAGGAACGCAUGCAUAUCUCACGUUUCACUGGCCUUUCAAUGACUACCAUUAGCCACUGGCUGGCCAACGUCAAGUACCAGUUGAGGCGGACAGGUGGCACAAAGUUCUUGAAGAACCUUGAUUCUGGCCAUCCUGUGUUCUUCUGUGGUGACUGUGCUUCACAGAUACGCUCCCCUUCCACCUACGUCAGCCAUCUUGAAUCACAUCUGGGCUUUCGGCUUAGAGACCUGGCUAAAUUAUCUGGGGAGCAGCUAGUCAACCAGAUAUCACGUCAUGCAAAGGGACUCUCUGAGAAACUGCUGUCAGCUCAAGCCCAUGCCUUGACCCACUCAAUCCCUAACCCUAACACCAAUUCCAACCCAAGUCCACACUCCAACUCCCAUUCCCCUUCCCCAGACGAGGAAGCCAGUGGCGCCACAUAUCAGUGUAAACUGUGCAACCGGACUUUUGCUAGCAAGCAUGCUGUCAAACUCCAUCUGAGCAAGACUCAUGGCAAAUCCCCUGAGGACCACCUUAUGUAUGUCUGUGAACUUGAGAAACCUUAGCGCUGAUCAAGGACUCACUACUUUGUCUUUCGCCUAUCUCUAUUUCUCAUGCUUUCUCUGAAGCCUUCUCUCUAACAUUUCUUAAAACCAAGAUGAACUGAUGAUGACUAACAAAGAAAUAACUGCACAUAGAUGCCAUAAAACUACUGUUUAGUUUCGGCACAUGAUGUGUGGGUUUUCCUCCUGGAAUAACUCAUUCUGGUUCGGAGACAUUCUCUUUUCUCAUUUUAGGUAAAAAAAAAUAAAUAAGAAAAACAAAAAAGGCAAUUUUCUAACUGUGCAGUGUUGAGUGAAGAGGUUCUGUUGUCACUGGUAAAAUAUGAAGGUAUAUAAGAAAAACUUAAAAUGAAGUUGUAUGUAUUUGGAAGUUGUGUAAAUUGGAUUCAAUUUUAUUUCUUUAGGGUUUUUUUCCUUUCUUUUUUUGGUUUGGGCAUCUCUCAGAUGCAGUAAGCUGCAUGCAUUGAUGAACUGGUUUUGUUUCACUUUUAAUAACUAAAACUUCUUUUUUUUAUUUGUUUGUUUGUUUUUAGUUAAUGUGACCUGUGUGUGCUGAUGUCAGCAGACAAAAUUUAACCCUCUGAGUACGUGCAAAAUCUUGUACAUUGCCAGUCCAGAAUGUAGAAAGUAAAAAGAGAGAAAUCAGAGAUUGGACAUGCCCACGUUCAAAUAUAUUUGAGAGGCCGCAUUAUUGUGUAUUUUGGUACCUCACAAAAUCAAAUAAGAAAAGAAAAAUGGGAAAAGCAUACUAUACAUGAUACCUGAGUGGUUUCUGAUGCAAAACGUGUGUGAAUUCAAAAUAACAGUCUUUUAGUUUUCUGAAAUCAGGGGCCUUUUGAAUUCAGGUCGGUGUAAAAAAUGUACAUAUAAACAUAUAAACUAAUUUCUGUUUAAAUUAUGCAUCAUUUUAUAUUUUUAAUUUAAGAGGAGUAUGACUAUCUACUGGUGCACAAUAUAUGAAGACAUUAAUUAAAUUGUUUUGCACAAUAGUUUUAUAAAUGUUAUUUAAUCAGAUGAUAUAAAAAUUGAGAGGAAAAAAAAAACCCACCCUAAUCUUUUAUUUCCACCUCGUGCUCAAAGGGUUAAACUUCUUGUACAAGACAAUACUUGUUCCAUUGUUUCUUGAACAUUUCAAAAGUUGUACAAAAAGAUGCUACUUUAUAAUGCAAGGAGGAAUUCCACAAAUGUAACCUAUUAUUUAUAAGCACUCUUGGUUGUUGUUUUAUAUUGUAGAAUGCCUUUUUGAUUCGUAACUUUUAUGUUGUUCUGUCUAAUUAUUCUCCCAUGAUUCCACACUGCAGCUUUAUCAUUUUUGGGGGGAUCUGAAGGGUAACCAUGGUUACCCUUCCUCCGAUUGACAGUUCUGCUACAUUUUUGGCAGUUAAUUUGCUGAAAUAACUGACAGCUGCCAGUGAAUGGAAAUAUAAUGUGUAAAAUAAUGGCAUGUAAACAGCACAGGCACUGUUAUGCAUUCUGUGCCGUGAUUCUCUUUUUUGUUGUUGUUGACAAUGAACCACCCAUUAUAUGACUUCAUAUAACCUUUUUUUCUACUGCAGCAUUAAAAUGACAAUGUUUUGUUUUUUGCAAUAA